Messenger RNA from Eremomyces bilateralis CBS 781.70, 600 nucleotides. Its product is annotated as cytoplasmic protein-like protein required for cell viability. NCBI's taxonomy places the organism in Eukaryota, Fungi, Ascomycota, Dothideomycetes, Eremomycetales, Eremomycetaceae. Bases 1 to 600 code for a protein of 199 amino acids. The transcript is spliced from 2 exons. The record is from RefSeq and is a predicted model, not a curated record. Gene Ontology annotation, biological process: iron-sulfur cluster assembly.
AUGGACGACAAUAAAGAUAACGCCAACCCCGUCAUCCUCAAUGCAUCGGAUCUGCCCACCCGCCAUGGGGAAUCGCUGUUGAAGAAGGCCGACGACCCCAUCGGCAUCUAUCUUGGAGGCCUAUUGUCCGCCACCCAACCGAUUGACGAUCCAUUCGAUGAAGCCCUCAGUGCUUCGGAGUCGGAAAGCGACCGCGAUUUCGACGAGGAGAUUGACGCGCAGGAAAUCUAUGAUCUCAUUGCUCCCAUAUCCGACCCGGAACACCCUCUCUCGCUCGGAUCGUUGGCCGUCGUCAAUCUUCCGGACAUCCACAUCUCGCGCCCGUCCUCCGCUCGAUCCCGCAUCAGCACCGUGGUUAUCGAUAUCACCCCGACCAUCACCCACUGCAGUCUUGCCACCGUGAUCGGCUUGGGCGUCCGGGUUCGCUUGGAACAGGCGCUGCCGCCGCGAUUCAGAAUCGAUGUUCGGAUCAAGGAAGGGACGCACAGCACCGGCGACGCGGUGACAAAGCAGCUCGGAGAUAAAGAGAGAGUCGCGGCGGCUUUGGAGAAUAACACCCUGAGGGGCGUCAUCCGAAGGAUGCUCUCGACAUGCGAAUAG